CCUGGUCCCACUCUUCCCACCGCCUUUCUGUUUCCACGCUCUUGCAGCAGGAGAUAAACAAUGUCUGUGCAAAAAAAGCAUCACAAAUGUUCUGUUUUUGGGUGCACCAACGAAUAUAAAAGUCUCCAUAAACUCCCGGAAUCUGAGAAACUGAGGAUGCAGUGGAUACAUUUCAUUUAUGAAGGGAAUGUGCCAGAGAAAGUCGUCAAAAUAUUAUUUAUUUGCGCAAAUCAUUUUACGCCGGACUGCUUCACAAACGAGGGUCAGUUCAAUGCUGGAUUUGCUAAAAAGUUGUCUCUGAAAAGAGGGUCAUUACCAACGCUUCGUGCUCUAACUUCAGACCCAGCACAAAUCUGGUCCUCCAUACCUCAUAGCAAUCACUGCUCACACCUUCAUCCAAGCCAUUCCCAAAUGAAAGCUGUUGUAAAGAUGGAGGUUUUUGAAGGGGACAAUGAUAUGAGAAAUUCAGAAGCAUGUGGAGUGAAAGAUAAAGAUACAGAGGAACAAAGAGACUUGAUGAAUGUGCAAGAGGAAAGUGAAGAAUCGAAUGAAAUCGAGAAGAAACAUCCGAUUCAGAACAUUCAUGAUGCCAGAACUGGAGAAAAAAAACCUCAAAGAGCAAAAGCCCCAACAUCUUUUACCUGCUCUCAAUGUGGAAAGAGCUUCUCACGUAAUUCAGUCUUUAUUGUUCAUACAAGACGUCACACAGGUGAGAGGCCGUUCACAUGCCCUCAGUGUGGCAAGAGUUUCGUAAAUAAAGGAAACCUUUGUGGUCACAUGCAAAUUCACAAUGAAGAGAAGCCAUUUACAUGUGAUCAUUGUGGAAAGAGUUUCAAACAUAAAUCAGCCAUUCGGAUUCACAAAAGACUUCACACGGGUGAGAAGCCAUUCACAUGCGUUCAGUGUGGCAAGAGUUUCUCACAGAAAGGAGCCUUUAAUACUCACAUGCGAAUUCACUCUGAAGAGAAGCCGCUCACAUGUGAUCAGUGUGGAAAGUGUUUUAAAUGGCCAAAAAGUCUUCAAAUUCAUAAGCUCAUUCACUCUGGAGAAAAGCUAUUUGAUUGUGAUCAGUGCGAUAAGAAGUUUUUUCAGGAAUCAGAUUUAAAGGGCCACAUAAGAGUUCACACAAAAGAGAAGCCUUACUUGUGUUCUAUUUGUGGAAAGGCGUUUUCAUGGAGGGGACGUUUUAAAGAGCAUCAGAAAAUACACACUGGUCUGAAAGAGUAUUUGUGCUCUGAUUGUGGUAAAGCUUUUACUACAGCCCCUCUGUUAAAAGUGCACCAAAGGAUCCACACUGGAGAAAGACCUUACAAGUGUUCAUACUGUGAAAAGAGUUUCAAGCAGUUAGGAGCCCUUCAAGGACAUGAGAGAAUUCACACUGGAGAGAAGCCAUAUCAAUGCCAUCAAUGUGGCAAGAGAUUCAGCCAUUCCAGUACUGAACAGAUUCACAGAAAGAAGAAUUGCCCAAAAUUAAAUGGAAUGUCAGUACAAUUAUAAAGCAAUUUAUUAUUAUUAUUUGGAAGGGGGUGUUUUAUAUAAAUGUGGGAAUUGGCUGUCUUCAGAAAAGUGUC
Molecule: messenger RNA, 1571 nt
Organism: Rhinichthys klamathensis goyatoka
Lineage: Eukaryota; Metazoa; Chordata; Actinopteri; Cypriniformes; Leuciscidae
Product: zinc finger protein OZF-like
Exons: 3
Coding region: 61-1497 (478 amino acids)
Biological process (GO): regulation of transcription by RNA polymerase II
Molecular function (GO): DNA-binding transcription factor activity, RNA polymerase II-specific; RNA polymerase II cis-regulatory region sequence-specific DNA binding
Source: RefSeq, a predicted model, not a curated record